AUGCCCCCAUCUAGACGCCAGAGUGCGCAUGGGCGCUCGCAGAUAGAUGCUCUGAAAGUCGAGCAUUCUAUGGCAGGGAAAUCAUUGCGGCCAAAGAGUUUCUCGUACUCGACGCGCACUAGACGAUCAUCCGAAUGUGGCACCCAAGCUUCUACAACUGCUGACUCCAUCUUCUCCCGUUUAGCUUCACCACCUCCCAGCAAUGGCACUCCUGCCACCGCCUCCCCGCCCAGCAGCAAGCCUGGUUCUCCUUUCGUCGAGCGCAGCAACCCAAUGGGCUCCGGAAAUGCCCAAACGGUCACCUCCAAGGACCCCAAGGCUGCCGCUCAGGCUGCCACCGACAUGAAGAACGUGGUUCGCCGGAAGUUGACCGGCUACGUUGGUUUCGCCAAUCUGCCCAACCAAUGGCACCGCAAGAGUGUCCGCAAGGGAUUCAACUUCAAUGUGAUGGUUGUUGGUGAAUCUGGACUCGGAAAGUCCACUCUUGUGAACACCCUGUUCAACACCUCUCUCUACCCCCCUAAGGAGCGCGCCGGCCCCAGCCACGACAUCAUCCCCAAGACUGUCUCUAUCCAAUCCAUCAGUGCCGACAUUGAGGAGAAUGGCGUUCGCCUUCGCUUGACCGUUGUCGACACUCCUGGAUUCGGCGACUUUGUGAACAACGACGAUUCCUGGCGCCCAAUUGUGGAAAACAUUGAGCAGAGGUACGACGCAUACCUCGAGGCUGAGAACAAGGUCAACCGCACCAACAUCAUUGACAACCGUAUCCACGCCUGCGUCUACUUUAUCCAGCCCACCGGUCACUCUUUGAAGCCUCUUGAUAUCGAGGUUAUGCGCCGUCUGCACACCAAGGUCAACCUGAUCCCCGUGAUCGCCAAGGCCGAUACUCUGACAGAUGAUGAGAUCUCUAUGUUCAAGAAGAGGAUCCUCGCAGAUAUCCAGCACCACUCGAUCCAGAUCUUUGAAGGUCCUCGUUACGAGCUCGACGAUGAAGAGACAAUUGCUGAAAAUCAGGAAAUCAUGUCCAAGGUUCCUUUCGCCGUUGUCGGUGCCAACUCCGAGGUUAGCACAGCAGAUGGCCGCAAGGUCCGUGGCCGUGCGUACCCAUGGGGUCUCAUCGAGGUAGACAACGAGGAGCACUGCGACUUCGUGAAGCUGCGCCAGAUGCUCAUUCGCACUCACAUGGAGGAGCUCAAGGAGCACACCAACAACCAUCUGUACGAGAACUACCGCUCCGACAAGCUUACUCAGAUGGGCGUUGCCCAGGACCCGAGCGUGUUCAAGGAGGUCAACCCUGCUGUGAAGCAAGAAGAGGAACGUGCCCUGCACGAACAGAAGCUCGCCAAGAUGGAGGCAGAAAUGAAGAUGGUCUUCCAACAGAAGGUAGCAGAGAAGGAAAGCAAGCUGAAACAAAGCGAAGACGAAUUAUAUGCUCGACAUCGCGAGAUGAAGGAACAACUGGAUCGCCAACGCGCAGAGCUAGAAGAAAAGAAAUCCCGUCUCGAGAGUGGACGGCCGCUCGAAGAAAAAGGAAAGAGGAAGGGGUUCUCUCUUCGUUAA
Molecule: messenger RNA, 1560 nt
Organism: Aspergillus mulundensis
Lineage: Eukaryota; Fungi; Ascomycota; Eurotiomycetes; Eurotiales; Aspergillaceae
Gene: aspB
Product: septin AspB
Exons: 3
Coding region: 1-1560 (519 amino acids)
Biological process (GO): cytoskeleton-dependent cytokinesis
Cellular component (GO): cytosol; septin ring; septin complex
Molecular function (GO): GTPase activity; GTP binding; molecular adaptor activity
Source: RefSeq, a predicted model, not a curated record